AUGUGGGGGAGCCAGGGCAGGGGGCUGCUGGACGCCGUUUCACUGCCGCUGGUCGUGGCUGUGGUGUGCUGCGCCCAGAGCGUCAACGAGCCGGGAAACAUGUCGUUUGUCAAAGAAACUGUGGACAAACUGUUGAAAGGAUAUGAUAUUCGUCUCCGGCCAGACUUUGGAGGUCCACCGGUUGCUGUUGGCAUGAGUAUUGAUGUGGCUAGCAUAGACAUGGUAUCAGAAGUUAAUAUGGACUACACACUGACCAUGUACUUCCAGCAGUACUGGAGGGAUAAGAGGCUGGCCUAUGUGGGGAUUCCCCUCAACCUGACACUGGACAACAGAGUAGCUGACCAGCUCUGGGUCCCAGACACAUACUUCCUCAACGAUAAGAAAUCCUUUGUGCACGGGGUUACGGUUAAGAACCGAAUGAUUCGGCUCCACCCGGAUGGAACCGUCCUCUACGGACUCAGAAUCACGACGACGGCGGCCUGCAUGAUGGACCUGAGGCGCUACCCGCUGGACGAACAGAACUGCACUCUGGAGAUUGAAAGUUACGGGUACACCACAGACGACAUAGAGUUCUACUGGAAAGGGGGAGACACGGCUGUUACCGGGGUGACCCGGAUCGAGCUUCCACAGUUCUCUAUAGUCGACUACAAGCUCGUCUCCAGGAACGUGGUCUUCUCCACUGGUGCCUACCCUCGCUUGUCACUGAGCUUCAAGCUAAAGCGAAACAUCGGAUACUUCAUCCUGCAGACGUACAUGCCCUCCAUCCUCAUCACCAUCCUGUCCUGGGUGUCCUUCUGGAUCAAUUAUGACGCCUCAGCUGCCAGAGUGGCUUUAGGGAUCACCACCGUGCUGACCAUGACGACCAUCAACACCCACCUGAGAGAAACCCUCCCCAAGAUCCCCUACGUGAAAGCCAUCGACAUGUACCUGAUGGGCUGCUUCGUGUUUGUUUUCCUGGCGUUGCUGGAGUACGCCUUCGUCAACUACAUCUUCUUCGGACGCGGUCCGCAGAUGCAGAAGAAACUGGCUCUGAAGGCGAUGAAGGCAAAUAAUGAGCGCGGCAGGUUUGACCAACCCAAGUCCAUUCCGGAGGGAGUCAACUGGAAGACCUCGUCGUCUCUUAAACAGUCCAAUCAGGUUCAGAGCCGCCGUCACUCGCGUCAGGUCGACUCCCACGGGAACAUUCUGCUGACGUCCUUGGAGAUCCACAACGAGGUGGGGAGGAACGAGGUCACCACCACCCUGAGCGAGACGCACAACUCCACCUCCAUGACGUUCGACAACUCGGGGGUCCAGUACAGGAAGCCCAGCGCGCCCAACGAAGCGGGCCGCCACAGCCUGGACAGGAACGCGCAGUUCAAAAAAACCCGCCUGCGGAGACGAUCGUCGCAGCUCAAAAUCAAAAUCCCCGACCUCACCGACGUGAACGCCAUCGACAGGUGGUCGCGGAUUAUAUUCCCCUCCGCCUUCUCCCUAUUCAACAUCAUCUAUUGGCUUUAUUACGCCCAUUAACACACUGUGGUUUUGUUUUGUUUUUCUUGUUUGUUUUUUUUUUAAACCCAUCUUUGUCUCGGUCCGCUUCUGGAAUCGGAGGGAACGUUUUGAUGCAACUCCCCUAACGUGGUAAAAAUCCCAAACAUUUCUGGGCGUAGCGAGUGCAGACUUUGGCCGAGAGAGCCGCCACUCAGACUGCGCGACGUCACGUGGGUUUUUACCGGGGGAUAAUAAAAAAAAAAAGACUUGCGUGUACAGACCGCCACCUUCUGCUGUGACUCUGUGAACAGCUGGGAGACGAAACAUCUUUGCACCGCUGGAGAUGCUGUUGCUAGGACACCGGUGUUUUUAAUGUGAUCGCAUUAUCGCAGGUCUCUUUAUAACAAUGAUGAGGCUUUGUGUGUCUACAAGUCUUCACUUUGGCUAAUGUGGACACUCGGAUUUCUACCUGCAGACUAAAAUCUGUCUUAAUCUUUGGAUGUUUUGGAGAAAUAUUGUGGUUUUUAGCUCAGUACAAGUGAAAUCCCGUCUAGUGAAGUCACUGAUGAGUCUUACAGUGCCUUGCAAAAGGAUUUAAACCCCUCGAAUGUUUCCACAUUUUAUCACAUUUUAACCACAGAGUCGAAUGUGUCAAUAUUUAUUUUAUGUGAUAGACCAACAUGCACAAAAUUAUAACAUUUUAGGGGUGAGAAAAACAAUUUUGAAAAUCUACAUGAUUCCAUUGUUGCUCUGGCUGAAUGUUUUAGGUCAAAGUCCUACUGGAGGGUGAACCGCUUUUCCAAUUUCAAAUUUUCUGUAGCUUUAAACAGAUUUUCUUUUUUUUUUUCAGGAUUGGCAUCCAGAUAAUCUCGUAUGCAGUUCCUUGGUGUUCAUGACGCUGUUCAUUCUCUAACAAACUUCUUCACGGAACAGCUGGAUUCAUACUGAAAUUAAAUUACACACACAUGGUUUCUGUUUACUAACCAAGACUCCCGGUUAGACUGUACUCCAAUUUCGUUUAGGGCAUUAGUGUGUCGAUCUAUCACAUAAAGUCCCAAUAAAAUCAAAUAACGUUUGAGUUUGGCAUGUGAUAAAAGGUGAGAAGUUCAGGGAAGUUUGAACGCUUCUGCAAGGAAAGGAGAGCCAGCAGCUUGUUACGUAAAAACUAGAAUCGGGUGAGAGUCGGCGACAACGUUGCCAAAGAUCCAAACGUCUGGCGUUGCUUUGCUUUGGAGUUUAUAUCACUAAGCGGUUCUCUUGCUCUUUAGCUCGCUGGGACCUCUGCAAACUUUCUGAAAUGCAAUGUACCAGGGUAAAAGCAUAUUCAUUGUUACAUGUUACUUCACCUUAAAAUUCCUACUGUUGUUACUGCAAGAAAGGGCGAUCACAGCCAGCACAUUACUGACUCCUACUUUUCUUAUUCUCAGCCCAUCAGACAAAGAAAGCUUGGAAAUAUGUUUACAUAAAAAAAAUUACAGAUGAUGGAUUAUCUGUGUGAAAAACCCCUUAGGUUUAAUUUGGUCUGUCUUACCUGAAACAAUUGAUGUCAUUAUGUAUUUGAUGCUAACUUACACUAUAUAACAUGUUUGUUCAACACCUGGCAAAGUAUAGCCUAUGUUUUUGCUUUGUGUAACAUACAACAUACAACUGGAAAGGUAAGGUAUUCAUUAUCGAAGGAAUGCCAAGCCAAUAACAACCAAAAUGUUUAGCUAAAUGCAACUGGCAUAUAUCAUUGCCAACAUUAGAAUAUACAGUAAAUAUAAAU
This is a messenger RNA of Xiphophorus couchianus (Monterrey platyfish), 3238 nucleotides long. RefSeq names its product gamma-aminobutyric acid type A receptor subunit beta3 (gene gabrb3). Gene Ontology annotation, cellular component: membrane. The transcript is spliced from 10 exons. Gene Ontology annotation, molecular function: GABA-A receptor activity; extracellular ligand-gated monoatomic ion channel activity. The record is from RefSeq and is a predicted model, not a curated record. The coding region runs from base 1 to 1512 and encodes 503 amino acids. NCBI's taxonomy places the organism in Eukaryota, Metazoa, Chordata, Actinopteri, Cyprinodontiformes, Poeciliidae. Gene Ontology annotation, biological process: monoatomic ion transmembrane transport.